AUGGAGUCAUUUGAAAGUUCGAAGACCUGUCAUUCUUACUGGGGGCAAAUCAUUCUGGUUGGUGGCUUCGGAGACUCCGAGUAUCUUUAUGUGGCCUUCCAGGAAGAGUUCGAUUCCAAGAAGAUUACAAUCACUGUUCCUGACAACCCGCAAGCAGCCAUCGUUCAAGGAGCCGCUCUCCGUGGCAUUCAAAGUCUUCGAGCCACAACCAGACGGUGUCGACGACAUUACGGAUACGAAUUCUGGCUCCCAUUUCGCGAGGGCUUCGACCGUGAAUCGAAUUCUAUCAUCCAUGCAGUCACAGGCCAAAAGAUCGCUUACGGUUAUGUGGAAUGGUUUAUCCACAAGGGCGCGAAAUACCAUGAGAAUGAAGCUCGAUCGAUAGCAGUAGAUGUUGACUUGUGGGAUGGGGCAAUGAUAAGAACCGAUCCCCUUCUAGCUUGCGACCUCAAGAAUCCCCCGGAAAGGGCUGAUUCGGGUCGAGUAUUUGACAGUCCCAAAAUCUUCUGCAUAGCUAACUUCAAUUCAGAUGAUAUUUACGAAGUUGUUCUUAUCACCAUCGAUUUUGAAAAUGCAGAUCUUUCAAAGUUUCGAUCUAACAUCUAUGGUGGCACCCGACACUACCUCAGCAGCGGAUACAGUCUUGAGAUCACGUUUGGAGCACAGGAGGGUAUAUUGAAAUUUCAAGGAGUCUGCGAUGGAAAGGCAAUCGGACACAGUCAGAUGGAUUACACUAAAUCCAAGUCCGAAAGAGAGGCUCCAAUGCCCAAGUCGCCUAGUAUGGGAAAUGGUGGGAAUUCAGUGCAGUAUCAUGCACAAAUGGAAAUCAUGGGGCAAUCUAAGUAG
Penicillium manginii is the source of this 846-nucleotide messenger RNA. RefSeq lists its product as uncharacterized. The transcript is spliced from 4 exons. The record is from RefSeq and is a predicted model, not a curated record. The coding region runs from base 1 to 846 and encodes 281 amino acids. Lineage: Eukaryota; Fungi; Ascomycota; Eurotiomycetes; Eurotiales; Aspergillaceae.